AUGUUCUCGCUGACUCUGACGCCCACUGCCUUGAUCGGCGUUGCGCCCAGUGCAAGCAUCACCGACAAGCUGAAGAUUCCCAAGAACUUCUCCGUGCGGAGCGGAGCGAGGCCGUCGCUCUUUGCGUACCCGGAGCCCAUGCAGCCUCCAAAGAAGGAGGAGACGGCAAAGGCGGCGACAGCAGUUCUCUCCACGGCAGCCAAAGCCAAGCAGCUCAAGGAGAAGAAGGAGAAGGAGGCGAACGAGCUGAAGAAGGCCCCUUCCAACGCAGACGUGGACAUGGACGACAAGGCCUCCAUCGGUGGCUCUGUGGCAGAGGGUGCCGCAUCCUCCGUGAGAGGAGCCGACAUCGUUUCUGUGGCUGCGACACCAGGCACCACAGUGGUCGGUUCGGCAGCCACCGAGUCGGUCGCGGCACAGAGCGACCUGGGCAGUGAGAUGAUGGAGGUGGACGACCCGCAGGCGCCCCCUGCAGAGAAGCCAGCCCCCAAGGAAGCAAAGGCCGAUGAGGCCAAAGGCGAAGCCAAAAGCGAGGCAGCGGAUAAGAAGGAUGAGAAGAAGGAGGAGGAGAAAAAGCCUGAGCCCGAGCCUACCGAGGAGAUCUUGAGCAACCCUUGCCGCGUUCUCAAGGGGCAGGUGCAGUUCAUCUCCUUCCCGAAGGAGGUCUCCGGAACGACUGCGCGGUACAAGCCGCUCUUGGAGUCCAGGAAGCAGGGCUUCCUACUUCUGCGGGACCUGCGGCCGGAGGAGCCGGAGGAACUGUUCUUGGAAAGCGAGAAAAGGGAGGAAGAUGAGCAGGAGAAGGAGCCUGAUCCGCCGGAGCCCUUCCCCUGGAGCGCGGACGAGUGA
Symbiodinium sp. CCMP2456 is the source of this 849-nucleotide messenger RNA. NCBI's taxonomy places the organism in Eukaryota, Dinophyceae, Suessiales, Symbiodiniaceae. The record is from the annotation of a GenBank genome assembly.